Thrips palmi is the source of this 4369-nucleotide messenger RNA. Its product is annotated as vesicle-fusing ATPase 1. Gene Ontology annotation, biological process: intra-Golgi vesicle-mediated transport; Golgi to plasma membrane protein transport; SNARE complex disassembly. Gene Ontology annotation, cellular component: Golgi stack. The coding region runs from base 158 to 2407 and encodes 749 amino acids. The record is from RefSeq and is a predicted model, not a curated record. NCBI's taxonomy places the organism in Eukaryota, Metazoa, Arthropoda, Insecta, Thysanoptera, Thripidae. The transcript has 12 exons. Gene Ontology annotation, molecular function: ATP hydrolysis activity; ATP binding.
GUCAAGACGUGACAGGUGGCAUUUAGGAACGGUCCCGCGUGACCUCGUAGCGCACUGCGACUGCGGGUAGCAGCCAGCCCAUCGACGAUAACAGAAGGCAGAAAGAUUAGUCAUUACUUGUUGAAAGAAAGGAUUCGUUGGCGAAAACGGCCUGGAAAUGGCCCAACUGAGGAUGAAGGCAUGGAAAUGCCCCACCGACGAGUUGUCGUUGUCAAACUGUGCCAUUACCAACCCUGGGGACUUUCCUGAUGAUGUGAAGCACAUUGAAGUUACAACUGGCCCUUCCCAGCACUUUGUCUUCACUAUCCGAGCUCACCAUGAAGUGCCUCCUGGCUGCAUUGGAUUUAAUUUGCCUCAGCGCAAAUGGGCUUGCCUGUCUCUUAACCAGGAAAUAAAUGUUCGCCCGUAUUACUUCAAUGCUACCUCCAGCUUGGAAUGUCUGAGCAAUGUCACUCUGGAGGCUGAUUUUCUUCAAAAGAAGACAGUGACCACUGAGCCGUAUGACACAAACCAAAUGGCAAAGGAGUUCCAGAUGCAAUUUACUGGACAGGCCUUCACUGUGGGACAGCAACUAGCUUUCAGUUUUGCUGGAAAGAAGAUGUUGUCAAUUGCCAUCAAAAGUCUUGAAGCUGCUGACCUCAAUGCAAUCAAGGCGGGACAAAAUGCCAAGCCAGUCCCUACCAGAAUGGGAAGGCUUUUGGCAGACACCUCCAUUACAUUUGAAAAAGCAGAAAACUCCUCCUUGAAUCUGGUUGGAACAGCCAAGGGAAAAGUUGUGCGCCAGUCCAUUAUCAAUCCCGACUGGGACUUCCAAAAAAUGGGUGUUGGUGGCUUGGAUAAUGAGUUCAAUGCCAUCUUCAGGCGAGCUUUUGCAUCUCGUGUGUUCCCACCAGAAGUAGUUGAACAAUUAGGAUGCAAGCAUGUUAAGGGUAUCCUUUUGUAUGGACCCCCUGGUACUGGUAAAACAUUAAUGGCGAGACAAAUUGGAAAAAUGUUAAAUGCAAGGGAACCCAAAAUUGUUAACGGACCUCAGAUUCUUGAUAAAUAUGUUGGUGAAUCUGAAGCCAAUGUGAGGCGCCUUUUUGCUGAUGCUGAAGAGGAGGAGAAGCGACUUGGCCCAAACAGUGGUUUGCACAUUAUUAUUUUCGAUGAAAUAGAUGCAAUUUGCAAGGCUCGUGGGUCAGUAGCUGGCAACACUGGUGUUCAUGAUACUGUGGUCAAUCAGCUUCUUGCCAAAAUUGAUGGCGUGGAACAGUUGAACAACAUUCUUGUGAUUGGUAUGACCAAUCGUCGAGACAUGAUUGAUGAGGCGCUCUUGCGGCCUGGCCGUCUUGAGGUUCAAAUGGAAAUUGGUUUACCGAAUGAAAAUGGACGGCAUCAGAUUCUUAAUAUCCACACUGCAAGGAUGAAGGAAUACAAGAAAAUCAAUCCAGAUGUUGAUACAAAGGAAUUGGCUACUCUCACAAAGAACUUCAGUGGUGCUGAACUGGAGGGUUUGGUUCGUGCAGCUCAGUCAACAGCCAUGAACAGGCUAAUUAAAGCAGCCAGCAAGGUUGAAGUUGAUCCUGAGGCAAUGGAAAAACUUCUUGUUAAUCGUGGUGACUUUUUACAUGCUCUUGAGCAUGAUGUCAAGCCUGCAUUUGGAUCCAGUGCUGAGGCUCUUGACCACUACCUUGCCCGAGGCAUCAUUACCUGGGGCACUCCUGUCAGCAAUCUUCUUGAGGAUGGCAUGCUACUCAUCCAGCAGGCCCGCUCCACAGAAUCAUCAGGCCUUGUUUCCGUAUUGUUAGAAGGUCCUCCAAACUCUGGAAAAACUGCUCUUGCUGCUCAGUUGGCCAAGAACUCAGAUUUCCCCUUUGUCAAAGUAUGCUCUCCAGAGGAGAUGGUUGGAUUCACAGAAUCAUCAAAAUGCCUUCAGAUCCGCAAGUACUUCGAUGAUGCUUACCGUUCAGUGUUAAGCUGUGUUUUGGUGGAUAAUAUUGAGCGUCUACUUGAUUAUGGUUCGAUUGGACCUCGCUAUUCUAACUUGACCCUGCAAGCACUUCUUGUGCUUCUCAAGAAAGAGCCACCACGUGGACGAAAACUGCUUGUUUUGUGCACUACAAGUCGCAAGGAAGUUUUGAAGGACAUGGAGAUGCUAUCCUGCUUUACUGCAGUGCUGCAUGUCCAUAGUCUGACGAAGCCUGAGCACUUGACUGCAGUCCUGGAGGAGUCGGCUGUCUUCAGUCCAAGAGAAAUUCAAGACAUAGCACGCAAACUUAAAGGACAAAAGCUGUUCAUCGGUAUCAAGAAGCUGCUGGCACUGCUUGACAUGGCUCGUCAGACAGAAGAGCAGUAUCGUGUGGUCAAGUUCCUGACCAAGCUUGAAGAAGAAGGAGGCCUGGACUCCGGAUCAACUCUUCAGUAAUCAAUGGAGGAUCUCUUAACAAUGAUGAAGUUUUUAUUGUUGCUUAUGGAAGUAUUUGCAAUGUUACUUGUAAUCAACCAAUGCAAUAUAGGAUCUGUGUUUUUACAGAUCAUUUUCCAUUUCUUUUGUUUGCUCAGUGCAUUUGUCCUGUGUAGUGCUAUGGAUUUUUUAAAAUUUGGAAGACCUCUCUUGGUGAAAUUAUAACAAAAAUGUGUUUCUAUCAGAGAUUUAGUGUUACUUGAGCUAGUCAUGCCUUGGCAUUUGAAUGCUCUGAUUAAUUUAUUGUUGAUUUGAUGUAGUAGAAAGAAUUGCAUUAUGAAGGAGUACAAAGAGCAACUUUUAGCUUUGUUGUGUUUUCAUUUAUAUUAAAUGAUUUUUGUUGCAUUCCUUGAUUGAAGAGGAAUCAUUUAUUUAAUCUGGUUUACUGGCUAACCCUGUUACCUUUGAGGUUGGAGAAACUUAGUACGUAUCAGAGUCCUUUUUAUAUCACACCCUCAAAUUAUAACACCAUAGAAUUUAGGGCUUCUUUGAUACUUUUUUUAAUACGUUUUGUAACUAGUUUGUGACUUAAUUGGCUUGUUGUAUGUUUAUUGUUUUUUAUUUUGGUUUAGUUAUAAUUUUAACGUUGCAUUCAUCAGUAUUUUCCUACUUUUUGCUCUUAAAUGUUUUUAUAGACUGAAUGUAACUUCAGUAGUCCAGAAUUAAUUUUAUUUUCUUGUUCCUAUGCAAUGGUUUUGUCUUGUUCCAUGAUUAAGUGUCUGUUGUAUUAUUCUUGGAGAUGUUUUUUUAUUGCUAUCUCUGUACUCUUUCUGCUUGUAGUGUAGUAUAUUACUGUGGUGUCCUCUUGGUAUCUAUCAAAUAGGUGUCUUAUUGCUGCAGAGCACCAUUCUUUGCACCUUCUCUUGAAUCUCUAAAAGUAUCUUUGCACUAUUAGUCUCAACUCUCCUUUUGGUGUCCUACCAAGAACCUUUCUGUGCUCUCUUGGACCCAAUUGCUCAUUAACUACACUUAAUCGUGUUUUUCUGUUGAAUUUCUCUUAGUUUGUUUUCAGAACUAGUGUGAAUACUGUUGCCCUGCAAGCACUGUUGCACUAAUCACCGUACUUUUAAUCAAGAAAGAUAAAUGUUCGUAUCCCAUCUAAGAUGCUUUCUUUCUGCAAGGCCUUCCUUGUAUACCGGAUGUAUUUAUGUGUACUUUCUUCUUCGACAUCUCUUUCAUCCCUUUGUAUAAUUGCAUAUGGCUGUUGUGAUGUGUUGUUCUGGUGGUGUUUAGACUUAAAACUUGUUAAAGUUAUUAAAAAAUUUCUGCGGAAUAGUCUUAAAUAGUGAAAAGUUGUCCUAGUUCUGAUUAUUUUGAUCUAAAAUGUUCAAAUUGUGUGGUUGAGAAGAUUGGAGGAGACUUGAGGGAAUUAUUUCAAGUCUGGUAGUUUUUUUGUGGCUGGUGAUAGUGUUAUCCACUGCAGUUGUUGGUAAGGUUGUUCCCCUCUUUGUGUUGAUCAUUGAUUUGGCUGUGGUAGCAGGGCUAUGCAUUUGAAUACUGUGUAACAUUGUUAAUUUUAGGUUUAUAAUUUGUAGCAGCACAUGUACUUGUCAAUUUUUGUAGCUUUUCUCACAGUGACUCAAUCCCAGCAUGGUCUGGCUCAUGUAUUCGAAAAAUCACAAUGAUGUGAUUGUUCAAGGGCAAUUUAUGUCAAUUAAAAACUUGUCACUUUUUGUUGCAUGUGGACAUGACCCACAUUGUUACUUACUUCAUUAGCAGAGCUUAAAGGAUUUUUAAAAUUUGGGUUUUGUUAAGAAAAUUGCCUAAAUGUGCCAUUUUGAAAUAGGCUUGAGGGAACAUUUUUUAAACAUAUCUAACUUGGGUUUGACCCUCUUCCCUUGUGCUAAUUCCUCCAUUUUUGCUAUCAAACCAUGGUUGGUGAUCAUGUUUGCAUUAUAAUCCACUCCUCGUAAUGUUGCAUUC